GCGCGGCCAGCGGGAGCCAAUGGGGGCGGCCGCGACAUGGCGGCCGCCGUGGGUGGGGAGCGGGCGCCUUAAAGCCGGCGGCGGGGGCGGUGGUGGCGGCUGCUGCUUGGUGCAUCCCCCACGGGCAUGGAGUCCUCGCAGGUUGCCGUGAUCGGCAGUGGGCUCAUUGGUCGCAGCUGGGCCAUGGUGUUUGCUGCUGGAGGCUUCAAAGUGAAACUUUAUGACAUUGCACAACAACAAUUAACAGGUGCACUGGAAAACAUACGGAAACAAAUGAAAGAGCUGGAGGAGUCAGGAUUCCUGAAAGGAUCUUUGAAUGCAGAGAAGCAGUUGGCUCUCAUCAGCAUCUGCACAGACCUGAAGGCAGCAGUAGAGGGUGCUACUUUCAUUCAGGAAUGUACUCCAGAAAACCUGGAACUGAAAAAGAAGAUUUUUGCUCAGCUAGAUCUAAUUGUUGGUGACAAUGUUGUAUUGAGCAGCUCGACCUCUUGUCUCUUACCCAGCAAACUGUUCACUGGCCUUAAACAUGUUAAGCAGUGUAUUGUGUCGCAUCCUGUAAAUCCACCUUACUUUGUGCCACUGGUUGAAAUUGUUCCGCAUCCAGAAACAGAUCCUUCUACUAUAGAGAGAACAUACGCUCUUAUGAAGAAGAUUGGACAAUCUCCUGUCAAAUUAAACAGAGAAAUUGAGGGAUUUGUUCUGAAUCGGCUCCAGUAUGCAGUGAUAAGUGAAGCCUGGAGACUUGUGGGUGAAGGAGUAAUAUCUCCUACUGAUCUAGACCUUGUGAUGUCUGAUGGAUUGGGAAUGCGAUACGCAUUCAUUGGACCUCUGGAAACCAUGCAUCUUAAUGCAGAAGGUAUUUCAAAUUACUGUGAAAGAUACCGUGAAGGUAUGAAACUUGUUCUGAACACCUUCGGACCAGUUCCAGAAUUUUCAGGCGAAACUGAGCAGAAAAUCAGUCAGGCAAUGUCUGAAAAAAUUCCAGUUGUUCCGAAACACCUCAAUGCCAGGAGGGAAUGGAGAGAUGAAUGUCUUACUGGUCUUGCCAAGCUGAAAAAACAAAUGUCAUCCAACUGAGGUGCACCUCACCUAACAGGAGAGACCAAAUGAAGAGCAGUUCUUCAUAAAAAGUGGAAAAUUUUGGUCAUGCAGAAGAGGAGACUGAAUGUGCAAGCACUGAUAUGCACUUGUAUAGAGACCAAUGAAACUUUUGGUCCAGUUUUUGUCACGACAUAAUUCAUGAGUAACUGUAAACAGUUAUUAAAAGUUCAGUUAAAACUUCAUCAAAUUAUAUAUAUGCAUUGGAUGUGCAAGUAUUAAGUAGCUUUAGCAGUAUGAAUAUUGUGCAAUGCUGGAACACAAUCAUCUUUUAACGCAUUUUUCUAGCUUGUUUAGAAAUUCAGCGCUUGAAAAAUAUUUGCUUAUGCAGGGAUCUGAAUUUGGCAAACAUCAGCUGUUUGUCACUGGAGAAAACAAGCCCUCACCCACCAAUCAAUGUGGCAGUGAGGUUAAUUUGUAAAGCACUGACUGUAGGUAGGGGGAGGUUGUCUUAAGCAAAGAGGAGAUUUGCUGGCCAGUGAGCUGAGACCUCAGCAGCAGUAAGGGUCACUUCAGCUUAGCUCUGUAGCUGUUCCACAAUGUAAGGGAAAGAAUUAUUCGUUCUUUCCCUCCUUUUGGCACUUCUGUACUAGUGUGAUGAUCUAAAUGUGAGUAAAUAGUUCCCUCCCUCAUCCCCACCCCUGGUUCUGAAGAUUUACCAGAGACCUCUGCUCAGUUCUUCAGACCAUGCACUUGAUACCCCAUGGCUUUGCCCAAACUUCAGUCAGGUAUGACUACCUGUCCGUAGGCAUUGCUGCGUAGACGUAUGAUCUAUUCUAAAAUUUGCCUGUGAGAAAUAAAGUACUGUGAUGAAAAAUUGUUUUGGGAGAUGCCGUGGUAUAGUGGAUUGGUCUGGACUCUUCCAGGCUAUUCCACAACCUUCUGAGUGAUCUUGGGAAGCCAGCUCCCUGCUUUGUUUCCUUGUCUGUUUUGUACAUUAUCAGAAACAAUCAGUGUUUCUUUAGGACUCAGCUGUAGACUUCAGGUAUCUGAUAUUUUGCUCCCCUAUAGAAGAUGCAGUGGCUUAGGUGUGAGGCACAACGUUUGUGUAAAGGUGGAGGGUGCAGCUGGGGGUAGAAGUGUCUCCUGGUGCUGCAGUGGCGUGCUUCAGUCCACAGAGGACAAAGUUGCUUACAAAUGUGUGUACCGUGUAAUAUAGCUGGAUUUUGAUUUUAGCUGGAACCUUGGGGCAGCAUUGUUAUGCAGAUAAUAACUUGAAACAGUGCACUGCACCCAAAUUACUCAAGUUAAGCAUUUCUGAAUCUUGUGCCAGCUGGUCACGUAACUUCAACUACAGCACAUAUCCCAAAGCGUUAAGCUCUUGAUUUGCUAAUGCUCAGCUCAGGGGCAUUUCAAAUCUUCUUCAUUACAGAAGAUGCAGGUACACAAACAGGUUACUACAGCUUAAUUCGUUCUGGUGCUGAACAGCAGCAAUGUCUGCAUGUGUACGCUAACAAUACUUACUUCUGCAUGGGUUGCAAUGAACGAGAUCUGAGAUAAACUGCAUCGCUUGAUGCACGUGGUGGGCCAAGAGCACGUCUCUGGACGUGAAGCAUGGGAUGGGAGGCAUGAUGCAGAGAUUGCCCUGUGCUCUUUUAUAAUCAGCAGAGAGAAAGGAGAAUUCGUAAACUCAAUUUAUUUUAUCCCAAUAUAGACCUAAAAUUGUCAAAUUUCUUCUAAUGCUUUUUAUUCCCACAGUGACUGGCACAACCUUCAUUUAGCCAUCUGAAGUUGGGGAGGUCAGCCCUCGCUCUUGGUGCCUUAUUAAGCAAUAAUAAAUUAAUUGGGGCUGAUUUCCUCACUUGAUGUAUGUUUUUGUAUUUUAGACAAGGCCUCAGAAGGUUCCAAUUACUUUCAAGAUCAGACCUGCUCCGCUAUGAGCAUGUGACACUGUCAGAACUAAUUAACUCACAUUGCUUUUUUUUCUGAGAUAUUUUAAAACUCGAUCAUGUCAUCAAAUAUUUGCCUCCAUUUUUAUUAUUUGCUUAUGAAUAAAAGAUUUUAAUGAGAAA
Molecule: messenger RNA, 3110 nt
Organism: Anas platyrhynchos (mallard)
Lineage: Eukaryota; Metazoa; Chordata; Aves; Anseriformes; Anatidae
Gene: CRYL1
Product: crystallin lambda 1
Biological process (GO): fatty acid metabolic process
Molecular function (GO): NAD+ binding; L-gulonate 3-dehydrogenase activity
Source: RefSeq, a predicted model, not a curated record